Molecule: messenger RNA, 206 nt
Organism: Symbiodinium necroappetens
Lineage: Eukaryota; Dinophyceae; Suessiales; Symbiodiniaceae
Source: the annotation of a GenBank genome assembly
AUGGUGCAGCUAGAAAGCCAUCGCUUUGACAAGGUUCCGGAGGCAAGCAUAGCAGAUGUGGUUCGAAGCCUGGAGGAGCAGAGGGCAGUUCUAGCAGAACACGAUGCGAGGCAGCAGAACGCACAGAAGCUCUUCAGUCAGCUGGAGAAGUCUGCCCAGGAUGUCCAGCCCCUCCUACAGAGGAAGCUUGCGGACCAUGAUGCAAG